AUGAAGAAGGAUCCCUCGCGGGCUCGUCUUGGUGGCGCGGAAUUCGAAUUCAAGUUGGCAGGCCUGGUAAAUGCCCGCCUACACGCUCUGCAGCGCCGCCAACCUCAACUUCAGCUCCGCUACGAGUUAGCCACGAACGUUCAGGGAGCCAACCCCUUCGACGACAUCGUCUUGCGCGUGCGCUGGAGAGACGGCGAGGAAGAGGAACAGAGGAUCAACUACUUCUUGCAGCUGAAGCAAGCAGAAGGCACGCAUCGUUACUUAGAACAGCAGCAUUUCGUGGUGGAUGAAACACAGUGCAAACGAAACAAUUUCAGCCUCACGAAGUUCGUGUUGUACACCACGAAGGACGUGAUGCUCGGGUGGCAGCCGUCAUCACCGAGGCUGCAGUUCGCCUUUCCCUUAGAAGACAUCUUCUGCACAACCGACUGGGGACAGAUACUCACAUUCGAUGAAAGCUGCCAGAAAAUCUGGAACCUGAUAGAAGGUCCUGACGAAUACCUCUUUCGUACAGAGUUCUUACCUCGGUUACGAAUUUUUGGUGGUCAGGCGCAGCCAUCUGCGUUGGAUCAACUAAUAGCAGAAGCUACCACUGACGCCCUGGGCGGGCAGCUCCCUCGCGACGAGGUCUUUCUCUUCAAGUACCUGUCGUUCCUGCGCGACUGGUGGCAGAGCAGCGAAGGUGACUGUCUCACAGAAAGUACCACCGAGCUGGAAGACAUUAUCCGCGACGACAUCAACGACUCCACCUGCACCGAGUGCUUAUUCUUCCAGGAGCGCUAUUGCGAGGCACUGGCCAAUCAGCUGCAGGACGGUCACGCCUCCUACAUUGUGACGCCCAGCAUACCUGCGAGUUUACGUCACUCGAAACUGAAACUUACUUUUGGAAAAACCCUCCCAAGAACGUUCAUAAUUAUCUCAAAUACGAACGUGGAAGAAUAUCCAUUAGAAGCUUUGUUGUCUGUGUGCGAGAAACUCGCCGAAGAAGUGGUGUUAACUCUGGAUUGUGUUAACGAACAGGUUCUACAUUUCGCUGGUGAAAUCUUGGCCAGACAAACGUGUAACUUGCGAAUCGUGUCGUCAACGUGGGAACGUAGUGUGCACGACGUUUUGGCACGUAUGGCGCAGCGGUACACCACCUGGUCCGAGGUUUGGGCGCUGGGGCACAUGCAGGAUAUCGAGGCUCAGCGCCUCCUGGAAGCGCACGUCUUGUUCCAAGGUCACGAGGUGGCGCUGCAGGAGCUGGACGGCGCGUGGCCGUCGAUGCGCCGUGAAGUGAGCGGGGCGACUCUCGCAGCCUUGGCCACUGGAGACACUGUGGCUUUCGGCGCUCCUCUGCCGGAGAUGGAGGAACAUUAUGUGCAACGGGAGCUGUACCACAAGGCGGAGUUAAGCAGAGACGUGUUUCAACUAUCGAGCAGUUUGGAGCACUUUUUUCUGAAAGGAUUCCCAGAGUCCGAACUUGCUCGCCUGCAGUCCGACGAUUGCCCGUGGAAAGAGAGCUACGAAAUGGAGGAGCCUACGCGAAAUGACCGCGGACAUCGCCCGAGCCUGCGCCGUCAUCUUAACACCACCACGACUUGGAGCCAGUGGACCGACACCGACGAAGAGAUCCUGCUGGUGCAGGACACCUCUCAGGAGCCCAGAAACCUGCACUGGCUGUCGUUCACGCACGGGCAAAUCGUGUGGCACAAGAGCAGCGGAAGCAGCGCCGCCCUGCGGCCGUUUGUGCAGCGCCGCAGCGCCGAGUGCGGCGACGACAGCAACUGCGCGCACGCCGACUGCGAGGGGCUGCUGGGGUGGCGCGCGCGGGAGCUGCUGCUG
Molecule: messenger RNA, 1824 nt
Organism: Gryllus bimaculatus (two-spotted cricket)
Lineage: Eukaryota; Metazoa; Arthropoda; Insecta; Orthoptera; Gryllidae
Source: the annotation of a GenBank genome assembly